AUGAGUAGCACCAACUGCCUUACCAUUCUGUCCCUGAACAUCAACGGUUUGGGGAGCGAAGGAAAGCGGCAAGCGUUAAAAAGAUGGAUCAAAACAGCUGCGGAUGUGGUGAUUCUAGCGGAUAUGAGAGUGGCAGAGGAUCACAAUUUUUGGACAGAGUUAAAUCCUCACAGUUUGGCCGCGGCAGGAGCACCUACCAGGGAAGGUGGGGUGGCCAUUUUGAGCUUCCGGGAUGGGGUGGUAGUAGAGGACGUCCACCGGCAUGUGUCGGGCAGGUUGCUCCACGCGAGGGUGCGGUGGGGUGCAAGGCAGAUGAGAUUGUUGGCGGUGUAUUUUCCAGCACAGGCACCUCCAAGGGGCAGUUUCCUAGAAACAGAGUUCAGCAUGGUUGUUGCAGACCUGCCAAAAGGGGAGCAGCUGGUGGUAGCAGGCGAUUUUAAAAUGAUUGAAGACCCGGUGCAAGAUAAGUCAAAUCGUCAGGGAGUGGUAGGAGACAACAACAGGAUGAUGCACAUGCUGCAAGAUUUUCAUGUGAAGGACGUAUUCAGGGAGCUAAAUCCGGACGAAUGUCAGCUUACCUUCUACUGCGGAUCAGCGAAAGUCAGCAGGAUCGACAGGGUGCUGGUCUCGCAGUCGUUGCAUCUAGUUGCCAGGGUUGCUCAUCGGCAGAUUCCGAAGGGGAUCACUGAUCCUAAGUGCACAGUCUGUGUGCGUUUGGUGUGGAGGGAUGCGCAGGAACCUGGCCCGGGUGUCUGGCGCUUUCCGGCUAGACUGGUGAAGCGCCCUGGUGUAGAAGUGGCGGUGGCUGAGGUGAUCCGGAGGCAUGGAGCAGAGGGGUGCGACGACUUUGACAAGUUGUCCAGUCGCCUGGGAGCUCGCCAACGAAAAUACGACAAGGAGGAGAGAAGGCAGGUCAAAAUGACACGGCGCGCACUGGAGGAGCAAGUGUGCACGCUGCGGCAAAAAGUGAUAGCUGACCCGAGUGAUGACAAGUUACAGGCGCUGCUGACGAACAGGGAGGCAAUGCUGGAGAGAGAAGCUCGGGAGAUCCUGGCAGCGGCCAAGAGUCAUUUCGCGGAGGCUUUUGACGAGCAGGUAGGGGGUGAUGAGGCAGAGCCGCUGGUCAAUGACAAGUCGCCAGGCAGUGACGGCAUCCCUAAGGAGCUUUUUCAGCACCAGUGGGAGUUGCUUAAGAAGCCAGUGAUGAACAUGGUUGAGCAGUUUGUAACAUCAGGGAAGCUGCCGGAGGUGGCGAACGAAGCGGUCACGAUUCUGCUUUACAAGAAGGGGGAGGAGACGGAUGUCAGAAAUUACAGGCCAAUAACGUUGCUGACUAGCGUGUACAAGAUCCUAGCGAAGGUGAUGGCGACUAGGAUGAAAGUGGUGCUGGAUCACGUGAUUUCAAAGGAGCAGUUUGGCUUUUUACCCGGUAGACGGCUUACAGACGCAGUGUCGUUGGUCACUGAUUUGAUUGAGACGGCCAAGAACGAAGGCAAUGACUGGUAUUUGCUACUCAUAGACUUCGAGAAGGCGUACGAUUCGGUACGAAGGGGUUUCAUGCUGGAGACGAUAGCCAAGCUUGGCUUCCCUCCGCGCUCUGUGGGAUGGAUUGAGAGCCUGCACAGGGACCCACUAAGCCGUUUGGUGGAGAAGAGGGAGCUGGGGAUCGGAGAGAAAGGUUGUGAAAGACUCGCGUACGUGGGGUACGCAGAUGACACCACACUGUUGCUGGAAGGGGAGGCACAACUAUCGGAGGCGGGCGCGGUGCUACAAGAUUUCGCAGCAGUGUCGGGGCUGAAGGUGAAUGCUGGGAAGUCUGCCGUGCUUCCACCGGGGAAGAAUGUGGGGGAACCGGCGCCGGCUGGUUUGGGCUACAAGUGGGUGGAGAAAGAGACGGCAGAGAGAUUGCUGGGGGUGUAG
Messenger RNA from Closterium sp. Yama58-4, 1920 nucleotides. The record is from the annotation of a GenBank genome assembly. Lineage: Eukaryota; Viridiplantae; Streptophyta; Zygnematophyceae; Desmidiales; Closteriaceae.